Botrytis fragariae is the source of this 780-nucleotide messenger RNA. RefSeq lists its product as uncharacterized. The coding region runs from base 1 to 780 and encodes 259 amino acids. The record is from RefSeq and is a predicted model, not a curated record. The transcript has a single exon. NCBI's taxonomy places the organism in Eukaryota, Fungi, Ascomycota, Leotiomycetes, Helotiales, Sclerotiniaceae.
AUGUUCGAAAAUUUUACUUUCGGCGCGGCUCCGGUCAAUUUUGAUCAAUGCGACAAUGAUGUGCAGCCAUCGCCAAGGGACGACUCUUUUCCUGUAUCAUCAUCACCUGCCACCAGCUCAUAUCCCUUCUUCGAGGAUUACAAUCCUUCGUCGCCGCUUGAUGAUAUCAUUAAUCAGUUUCGAAAGCAAUCUCUUUCCUAUGAAGAUGCAAGAGAUAUACAGGCUCGGCAAUGCACAUCUCCAACGCCUUCGUUAUCAGCAGAUUCGGAAAUGUCUUCUCCAACCAAUUCCACACGAUCUGUACCAACUACGCCUACUUCCCCUUACCGGGCUGGAGUAUUAGCCUGUCGGAGGCUACAACGCCAACUUAAUGUGCAACUACAAUGUUCCACCACUCACGUUCGCGAUAUCAGCACAUUAGUCGAAGAUAUGCUUAGCAACAAUUCCCAAUGCAAUUUGCGCAAGUCAUCAUCAAAACUCAGCCUUGUGCCUUCGCCCAUCUCGGCUCUGGUAGUCGACCAUAGUACACAAAAUGAUUGGAAUGAUAUUGAGAUUGAGAAAGCGAGGAGAAGAUGGUUAAAUACUGUCGUUAAUGACGUUGACGAGGCAUACAUGGAAGAAGAAAGCUGGGACAGGGGAAAAUGUUCUUUGUCACUUAGGAGAGCAAGUACGCCUAGUGGAAUUAGGAAGCAAGGCUUGAGGUGCAGGACAAGCAUGGAAAGUGUAGGAGGGGGUAGAAUGAAGGUUGCUAAGGCACCAAGAAUGAGGAUAAGAAAGUGA